AUGGGUAGUGUUCUGGAGCUGCAGGCCAUUUCCGGCCCUACCUAUCUCACUGCUCAGGAUCUUAUCCAGCAGGUCACUUACAUCCUUUCCGACAAAAUUUUCUCAUACUCCCCGGAAUCGUUCAACCUUGACUCGGCUGUGAAAUACUGGGCGUCUCGGAGUGAACGGAAUGCGAACGGCGAGGUCACUGCUGUGCAGUCGCUUCAGACCCGUCAUGGUGCUGGGUCCAUUGCCUUGGGCUAUCUCUUCUCCCGCGAUUUUGAUUUGAAGAAGCGCCACGUCCCUCAAGGCAUUUUGGCCUCGUCCGCAACUUUGACUUAUCUGCGAUCGUCCCUGGAGCAGCUUUCUCUGCUCUAUGCCGUUGCUAACCCCGUAGUCGCUCAUGUUGCUGCCGUCGACUAUGCUGGCGGGCAACUAGUUUCGGAUUAUGCGACAGCUUUGAAUCUGGCUGAAGAUCUGGGCCUCGGUCUUAUUUCCAGCUCCUCCGUGCAUGAAGCGCAGCAUAUGGCACUCUUCUCUACCCUUGUUGCUACCUUCUUGCCCACCAUUCACCUCUAUGAUGGAGUUCGCGUAGGCCGCGACAACACUCGGGUUAUCGAUGUCAUGGACCAGUCUGGCCUGCAUCGUGUGUACCAGGCUGUUCAACAACAACAUGUGAACGAUAUCCGGACAAAGCAUUUAGAUGACCAGGGUAAAGUCUUGAACGUUUUGCAGGGCUUGAAUGGCGAGCUGGGAACUGAUUAUGGAUUAUUUGAAUACCACGGUCAUAGCGAGCCGACAUCCGUCUUGGUCGUAUUCGGCACCGUGGAGUCAUCUCUGACCUCCCAAAUUGCUCGCUCUUUGAGCAAGCGAGGAUCACGGAUUGGAGUAGUGAAUGUGCGUGUUUACAGGCCUUUUGUGGAGGAGGAAUUCCUUCGUAUCUUGCCCAAGACCGCCGAGACCGUGGGUGUCCUCGGUCAAGUUCGCGAUCAACAGUCUGUACAGGAAGAAGGCGUUCAUUCAGCACUAUACGAUGACGUUCUCGCAGCUUUGACUUUUGCUACCGACCGUAGUGAGAGCCCUGUUUGCGUUGAUAUCAAAUACGAUUGCUCAUAUCAGUGGAACAUUAUCAAUGCAGCUGCCGCAUUCCAACGCGUGUCCGACAAGCCUAUUCUGCAGAAUAUGCAACAGACCAGUCCUCUUCAGCUCUUUGAACAGUCCGGCACGCAAGAGUUCAUUUUCUGGGAUUUGGAUGAUGGCCAGUCCUUUGAUGCUGUUACGGCCUUGGCAUCGGCCCUCUCGAAAGAUCCCGCCGCCAACGUGACCACCAGCACAACUUAUGAUAAUUUAGUGCAGGGCGGUGUGGUCCGUACCGAUAUUCGCAGGAGCACAAAGAUUGUGGAUGCGCCAUAUCCAGUAACUACGGCAGACAUUGCUUUUGUUGGGGAUAUUAGGAUAUUGGGUGAUCUUGAUAUCCUUGCAUCUAUAAAGGACAAGGGCAAUCUUCUCGUGCGAGCACCGGGACUCAAGGACGAGGAUUUGGAGAAGAAAUUGCCUGUUGGUUUCCAACAGCGAAUUGCCAGACGAGGCAUUGUGCUUUCGCUUCUAGAUACCUCCGGUACCAGCGAAACCGCUACCGCGUCUGCUAUCAUACAAGCAGCUGUCUUGCGUGCCGUUCAGGCCUCAUUCGAUAUCGUCAAGGCCCAGGAUGUGGAAGGCCUAGCUCAAACAGAGGCUAUUGUGCGAAAAAUCGAGAUUCCCGAAGCAUGGUUCACGUCAGAGGUUCCUUCUGACGCACAAGAGCUGCCAAAGGAUAUCGUUCCCUCUGGUUUUGUACCCUUUGACAAACAGGAGACGGAACCAGCUUCAUUCCUCAAGGAUUGGAAGACCGCUGCUAAAGGGCUCGCAUUCAAAGAGUCAUACGGCGCUCAGAAUGUAUUGCGUCCAGACGUUAGCGCCAAGACAUUCACUGUUCGCGUUCAAGAAAAUCGGCGAUUGACUCCAGUCACUUACGACCGAAACAUUUUCCAUAUUGAGUUUGACCUCGGCGACUCGGGCCUCAAGUAUGAUAUUGGCGAAGCUCUUGGCGUACAUGCAGAGAAUGAUCCAAAAGAUGUCAUGGAAUUUAUCAAAUUCUAUGGCUUGAAUCCCGAUGAAGUUGUGGAAGUUCCCAACAGGGAAGACCAGAAUAUCCUGGAAAACCGCACGGUUUAUCAAGCGUUGAUACAGAACGUCGAUCUCUUCGGUCGCCCGCCCAAACGAUUCUAUGAAGCACUGGCUGAGUUUGCCACCGAGGAUAAAGAAAAGAAAGAACUCCUUACCCUGGGUGGACCGGAGGGAGCGGUUGAAUUUAAGAGACGUGCAGAAGUUGAUACUGUGACGUAUGCUGAUAUUUUGCUUGAAUUCCGCUCUGCUCACCCCAGCUUCCACGAUAUCGUGCGUAUAGUCAGCCCCAUGAAACGUCGCGAGUACUCGAUUGCGUCUUGCCAAAAGGUAACACCUACAUCUGUUGCUCUGAUGAUUGUUGUUGUGAACUGGGUCGAUCCACGAGGCCGUGAUCGUUUCGGACAGGCUACUCGGUACCUCAGCGGACUCAAGCCUGGAACUCCUGUCACCGUCAGCGUCAAACCAAGCGUCAUGAAAUUACCACCUCUCUCAACCCAACCAAUUAUCAUGGCUGGUCUGGGUACUGGACUGGCACCUUUCCGUGCUUUUGUGCAACACCGUGCGCUCGAGAAGGCACAGGGCAAGGAAAUUGGCUCCGUUCUGCUGUACAUGGGAUCCCGUCACCAGCGCGAAGAAUACUGCUAUGGUGAAGAAUGGGAGGCGUACCAAGCUGCAGGUGUUAUCACGUUGUUGGGACGAGCAUUUUCUCGUGAUCAGCCGCAGAAGAUCUACAUCCAGGAUCGCAUGCGUCAAACUCUCUCGGAAAUUGCUCAGGCCUACGUUCGUGAAGGAGGAGCUUUCUAUCUCUGCGGUCCUACCUGGCCAGUUCCCGAUGUCACAGCAGUGCUGGAGGAAGCGAUUGCUCUCGAAGCCAAGGCACAGGGUAAGAAGGUGGAGCCUCGCAAGGAGAUUGAGAAGUUGAAAGACGAAGAAAGAUAUGUUCUGGAAGUGUAUUAG
Talaromyces atroroseus is the source of this 3102-nucleotide messenger RNA. RefSeq lists its product as hypothetical. Lineage: Eukaryota; Fungi; Ascomycota; Eurotiomycetes; Eurotiales; Trichocomaceae. Gene Ontology annotation, molecular function: flavin adenine dinucleotide binding; oxidoreductase activity, acting on the aldehyde or oxo group of donors; FMN binding. Bases 1 to 3102 code for a protein of 1033 amino acids. The transcript has a single exon. The record is from RefSeq and is a predicted model, not a curated record. Gene Ontology annotation, cellular component: cytosol.